This is a messenger RNA of Helianthus annuus (common sunflower), 3252 nucleotides long. RefSeq names its product glutamic acid-rich protein-like. The record is from RefSeq and is a predicted model, not a curated record. The transcript is spliced from 6 exons. Bases 1 to 3252 code for a protein of 1083 amino acids. Lineage: Eukaryota; Viridiplantae; Streptophyta; Magnoliopsida; Asterales; Asteraceae.
AUGGGCAAGGGUUCAAAUGUGAUAUUUGAUCACUUCACAACAGUUGUUGUGAUUUGGAUGUGGAGAAAAAUACGGAAUUGGCUAAGUUCAGCAUCACAUAUUAAAAGAUUCUGGAAACAUUCAAAGUAUGAUGAGGAAAACAAAGCAAUUCAUUCAAUUGUGAAGGUGCAUAAUGAAAAGAAAGAAAUUGUUGUUACUGAGGCACUCAUUUGUGAGGUUGUGAAUUUUCCGGACGAUGCAGAGUCGCCAACAAGAUUUCCAGAACGAAUGGUGAAAGGAUGCAUGCUCAGGAUGGGAUAUACGGGUGCUCUAAAUGUUGGAAAUUAUUUAAAGUCAGAAUUCCAGAAACCCUACAAGUUUGUUAUUCAUUGUAUAUUGAUGUCACUUAGCCAUACCAAAGGAAGUUACGAUACAAUGCGCGAUUAUCAGAUGAACAUGGUCACUGCAUUGGUGUUGAACAAGAAAUAUAAUUUCUCGCACAUUGUCUUUCAUUAUAUGGCCGAGAAUAUUACUACAAAGAGUCGAACUUGGACUUAUCCAAGAUUUGUGCAGAUGCUGAUCGAUUAUGCAUAUCCAGAGAUUGAACGUGAUUUGAAGGGUGAUUUGUUAGUUCAGUCACACAUGAGCAAUGAUUCUCUAAAGCAGCUUUCUAGAUAUCACCCAAACCAUCCAGAACCACAAGUAGUAGCAGAAUUCUUCGGGUAUAUCAAAGAUGUGAACUACGUUGAUCCUGGUCCAGUUAAUCACCAAAACUGGAGAAAUAAAGAAGAAAUGAAGGAAGCAGCUUAUGGUGAUGAGCUAAAGACUCUUGAGGAGUUCAAAACCACCCGAAAUGACUGGUUUGUCAAAAAAACAAGGAGAAGAGGCAAGAAAGUUACCCCUAAAUCUCAGGAGGGUGGGGGGUCUUCAUCUCAGCCAAAGAAGAAACAAAAGAAAGUGACAAAAACGUUAUUGGUUGAUGAACCUGAGGUAGAUGAGCCGGUUGUUACUACGGAAGAAGAUACGUAUGCUGAUAUUGAUCAAGUGAUGCUUAAUGUUGAUGAUUUAAUGUCUGAGCAAGCAGUGAAUGUGGAAGCUGAGAAAGAGAAGGUCAUUGAUGACGUUGAAGGUGAUGAUGUCAAUAAAAGUACAACAAGCUCUUCGAGUUCUUCAGAUGAUGAAGUAGAUGAGACUGAACGUCUAAGAAGAAUUCAAGAAGCUACAGAGAAAGAAAAGCAGUUAAGGAAGAGAAAGAGACAGGAGAAAGAUGAUUCUGCAUACGUUCCUUCUCCAGAGCAUGUUUCUGAAUCACAAUCACCUUCAAGCGGCAUAAAGAAAGCAGGUGCAAAGAAAAGGAAUGUAUCUCCGAAAAUCAAGAAAGUUACUACAAAGAUUACAAAGCCCAAAAUUGCCUUGAAGAAGAAACCAGCCAAAGAACCCAGUAAACCAUCAACUCCACCACCUGAAUCUACACCAAUACAAUCACCACCACAUCAAACACCUCCACAACAACCUUCACCUCCAAAACAACCAACUCCACCCAGACAAACAUCACCAUUACAUUUUUCACCACUACAUCUCUCUCCACCACAACAACAAACCUUGCUCACAUCUCAAGAAAUAUUUCAAACACCACCACUCACUCAAAUUCAACUAACUCCUGGUUCUUCUGGCCACGGAGGUCUUCACAUUCCUCCAGAUAAUCUUGAAGAUAUUGGAGAUUUUGGCUUUACAAACGAUGAACAAGUGAAGAAAUUAGAAAAGAAGAUGGAUGAAGUGUUGAACGAAAACAAAGUGUUAGCAGUAGAAAGCAAGAAAGUUGCUGAACGUGAAAAGAUUCUCAAAAUACGCGUGAAGAAAUUAGAGUCUGAAAACAAGGCAUUGUUAAAGAAGAUUGAUACUGAUCAAACUAAGAUUGAUUUCUUGAAGGUGCGCGUGGCUGAACUUGAAGAAGAAAAGGCUCGCAGGGAUGAGCAGAACAAAUAUUUCGAGAUGAAAAACAAAGAGCUUGAGGCUGCUAAGGCAUUGAAAGAGCAUGAUUUCUACAUGUUGAAUAAAGUGGUGGAGAAUAUGCUCGGAACGUCAAUUGAACAAAAGUUUGAAGAGAUUCAAGUUGAAGAGCUUAGGGCAAAACACCAGGCUGAGAUUGAUGAACAGAUGAAAGAUAAGGGUAAGGGUGCUGAAAACAGUAUGGCAGCUAUUGAGAGAUCAAUUAUUCCAUCCUUAGUGAUUGAAAAUCCAGUACCUAUAUCUUCCAUAUCAGCAAUUUUUGAAGAACCUGAAGAUGAUGAUGAUGAAAAAGUAUUUUCAGCUAGCAGUCAUGGUUCUGAUAACGACGAUGACGAUGCUCAAGGUGGUAUGGGAAAGUCAGGGGGAGCUGAAGGAAAGGGGGAGUCUGGUGAUGCUCAAAAUGUUGAAGAUGUUGAAAAGUUAGUUUUGAGAUUGGAUACUUAUAGGGAAGAAGGUGAACACUUUCAUACGUAUACAUUGGAGAAGAUUAAAGAAAUGACACGUAUGGUGGAUCCUGAUUUCAAGUUUGAUUUUGAAGAGGAAUUAAAUGCAUUCGACAUCAACUAUCAACCAGAAUACGAGUAUAAGUAUGUAGAUGAUGCUGAUAUGUACGACAGGGUUGAGGUUGAGGAUUGCACUGAUGACGAGAAUGAAAAUGAAGAUACUUCUCAGUUGCCCACACUGAUGGAGUUCUUUACAGAAGAGAAUCGAGAUGAAUUGAGAAGGAAAGUAGCUGAGAUCUUGAAAGACAAAAACUUUGAUGAGUCAGGGGGAGCUGAAGGAAAGGGGGAGUCUGGUGAUGCUCAAAAUGUUGAAGAUGUUGAAAAGUUAGUUUUGAGAUUGGAUACUUAUAGGGAAGAAGGUGAACACUUUCAUACGUAUACAUUGGAGAAGAUUAAAGAAAUGACACGUAUGGUGGAUCCUGAUUUCAAGUUUGAUUUUGAAGAGGAAUUAAAUGCAUUCGACAUCAACUAUCAACCAGAAUACGAGUAUAAGUAUGUAGAGGAUGCUGAUAUGUACGACAGGGUUGAGGUUGAGGAUUGCACUGAUGACGAGAAUGAAAAUGAAGAUACUUCUCAGUUGCCCACACUGAUGGAGUUCUUUACAGAAGAGAAUCGAGAUGAAUUGAGAAGGAAAGUAGCUGAGAUCUUGAAAGACAAAAACUUUGAUGGUACUCCCAAAGACAUAGAAAAGGAAGAACGGAAAAAGUGGUUUAAAGAUAGUUACGAAAGGAAGUUUAAAAGGCCAUUGAAGUACUAUUAG